Messenger RNA from Ixodes scapularis (black-legged tick), 5661 nucleotides. RefSeq names its product soluble calcium-activated nucleotidase 1. Bases 461 to 1720 code for a protein of 419 amino acids. NCBI's taxonomy places the organism in Eukaryota, Metazoa, Arthropoda, Arachnida, Ixodida, Ixodidae. Gene Ontology annotation, biological process: proteoglycan biosynthetic process. The transcript is spliced from 4 exons. The record is from RefSeq and is a predicted model, not a curated record. Gene Ontology annotation, molecular function: UDP phosphatase activity; GDP phosphatase activity; calcium ion binding.
GAAACUAUCACAGCGGCCGCUGUCGCCAAACGGCCAGACCAGAUCGCCCGGAAUGCGAAGUGAAAGAAAAACGCCAAAAAGCGCAACUAAUGUUGACGCGGCCUUCCUGGCCUUCGUUUUUAUUGUUUCCCCGUAAUUAGAUCCGCGUACUCCAUAAGAUGAGCCAUGCCCACUCUGCCAGCUGCCACCCUCGCUUCGCCAAAACAGUGCCACGUCUCCCAACGACUGCCGGAAGCCGACGCUGAACUGGCUGAACGCCCAGCAGCGCCCAGCUGGCCUCAUUUCGCCCCCAAGCGCGGAACUGACGUCCACUGCUCGGCACCCGCCGCCAGGCUCUGCCCGCCGCCGCCUUCGUCCAUUCAUUCCUUUCCCCCCGAUCCAGCCAUCAUCAUGACGCCCAACCCAUUGCCACGCUCCCGAUAAACCCAGUAUCGGGUCUCCCCUCAGAUGGAUAGUAGUCAUGGCGUCACAGCCAUUACUCUACGAUAAUCAGUUCACGAAACAGGAGUCCACCGCUAUCACCAUGAUGCAAGACUGGAUGUCAUCGGGUCGCCUGCCGACCACAUAUCGGAUCGGCAACUCGACGCUGCGCUGCCAGCUCAACUUCGUGGUCACGGUGGCUGUGCUGGGGGUAGCCUGCCUGCUCCUGUUGUACGCUCUGCUGCCCUGGGGCAAGUACCACAUCAUCAGCGACAGCGUCGACGGCCCGGGCCACGAACAUGGGCACGCGCACAUCCUCCAAGAGUUCCUGCCGUACAACGCGACCUACCCGCUCUCGAAACCCGUCAUGUACGGCCGUAAGGUGAGGUACAAGAUCGGUGUCAUCGCCGAUUUAGACACCGACUCCAAGUGCAAGGACGAGAAGGAGACGUGGAUCAGCUACCUGAAGGUAGGCUACCUAACGGUGGACAGGACGGCGAGCGAAGUGGACAUCGAGUGGGAGGACGGGAUGAUCACGCUCAAGAGUCAGAUCGCUCACGGCGGGAGAGGCAUGGAGCUGUCCGAACUGGUGGUGUUCAACGGGAAGCUGUACGCCAUGGACGAUCGGACAGGUAUCAUCUACGAGGUGCGCGGUGACAGGGUGAUCCCGUGGGUGUUUCUCAACGACGGCGCCGGUGAAGCUGGCAAGGGUUUCAAGAGCGAGUGGGCAACGGUGCGGGACGAGACACUCUACGUGGGCGGCCUGGGCAAGGAGUGGACAGACAAUAAGGGGCGCGUCAUCAACCACGACCCACAGUGGAUCAAGAUAGUGACCCCCGGGGGACGGGUGGAGCACCGUGACUGGCAGGACAACUACCGCAAGCUCUGCAGCUGGGCCAACUACGGACCACCCGGCUACAUGAUCCACGAGGCGGUGGCGUGGAGCCACCAGUUUGGCGAGUGGUUCUUCCUGCCGCGGCGCGCCAGCGUGGAGGCGUACAACGACGUCGUGGACGAGGAGAAGGGCACCAACCUGCUCCUCCGCACCAAUCCGCAGUUCACCAGGGCCAAGGUGUCGCAGGUGGGGCCUCUGGUCCCGACGCAUGGGUUCUCCUCGCUCAAGUUUGUGCCGGCCCUCUCCCACAGCGAAAGGGACUCGCUCAUCGUCGCGCUCAAGUCGGAGGAACACCGGGGCAAGACGGCCACCUUCGUGACCGUGUUCCGCGUCGCCGACGGGAAGGUGCUCUAUCCCGAGACCAAGAUCGGCGACUACAAGUUCGAGGGCAUCGAGUUCAUUUGACGAGCGUCCCCCGUGAUUACGCGCUAGGACUGACUACCUAAUUUAAGUGGGGAGGGGCGUGAAGUGGGGGGGGGGUCACAACAUCUCCCCUAGAUAAGAAAGCCUUAGGAGCGAAACACACACGAACGAAAACCGCGUCGCCGAGGGGCGUAACCAUAGCAACCGCUGCCGACGCUAUGACGCUACGUCGUGCCAUCUGCAACAGUUGCUAUGGUUACGUCGCCCAGCGGUGCAACGCAACUCUAAUUUUGCCAACUCGUGUUUCACGCUUUACGAUUGGACUUUCCUGCAUCACCGAAGGAGCCCACCAUAGGGCGCAUUUUGGACACGUGUGCCGAGUCGGCUUUCGGCUGCAACUCGUGUUUUCGCCGGCUAAAAGUGACACAUUCCGACGUGAACGACAGAUUGCUUACCGUCGAGAAAGUGCUUGGGCGGCCAAGGCUCAAUUUGACGCUUUGUUAAGGCAACCAACGGCCCGAUUGUCUUUUUGCGAUACAAGGGGCCAGCAUUGAACCCUCUAAGACGGGAGAUGACUUCGCUCAAAUCACCCCAUCGUCGUCCACAUUUCCUUUGCGGUGUCAUUUUGUCCUAUCAGUCUUUUUCUCUCUACCCUCGUUCACCCCCAGUGUAGAGCAGUCUGCUAGAGCUGUGCACCCAGCCUGGCCUUCCUCCCUUUCAAUCAUCCCCUCGCUCUCUCCCCAGUCUGAACGUCCAACCGGUGCCCUACGGUGGUCUUCUUUUGUAACGCAGGAGAAUUCGGCACUAUAAGGCUUUGUUUUCUAGGAGGCCCUGGUCGCGACGGCAGUUUGAGACUGGAGUGCUGCGAUUGGACGGGACAUUGCGACGGUGGACAGUGACGUUGGUUCAAGAUAGAUCGGCUUGUGUCGUGUGUGGUUUGUUUAUCGUCCCCCUGCGUUUUGUGUUUGCGGCUUGAAUGUGAUUGCGACUUUGGCGUGCACUGUCGUCUUUUUUGGCGGCCCAGAUGGGUUCAACUUUUCUUGGUACAGACUCCACGAAUGGUUCGAGGAAUUUGAGGCAAGAAUUUGGGUCGUAGAUCUGCGUGCGUAUAAUGCGUGCGCUUUGGAAAAGUAUCGGCUUGAACUGACGGUCUUCGACAAAGUGACAACGGAGCGUACCUCUGCGAACAGAGGUCACUUCUUGUGGUGCAACCUUUUUCGGAAAGAUCUGAAAUGCCGUCGCACGCAACUUUGUCAUCGUUCUCUUGCCCACCUUCGAUGAUGAUGAGAACUCUGCAGCAUUGCAACCACAUUUGUGCAGAAGAAAUAGUUUCAUGUAAAACGACAUUUGCUAUGCAAAAAAACGUGUGCAUUGAAAAGGCCAACUGACGGUGGCUCAUUUAAACUGAAUUUGAUUGAUACUGGGUGUACAAAUGGUCCUUCGAAUCUGGAGGUGCUGUGUCUUUCCCAUAUUCAGGGUGACAAAGAAAUCCUUAGAUUGCACAGUUGUAUGAAUGAUACAAUACUUAUUCGCUUAAGCUGCCAUUCGUACACAUGCGUUAGUGGGGGAAGCUAUCACGGCAGCCAUGCUCCAAAGUGCAGGUGGCGCUCUGCGACCAACAAUGCGGCGACUUGUUCGGCGAUGUUGGGGGCUCGCAGCCUGGUUUUAGUACGAAAGCGGGUUGUGUGGCUCAGAUGAAACAAAAAGAGAAAUUGUGGCUUUCAUGCCAACAUCGGUGAAUUGGUACGCAACACAGAUCCAGCCUCAUAAAGAUGUGCUCGCCUAAGGCCCGUUCACACACUCGUGACUUAAGACCAAGUGCCUUGGGACGUCUUAAAAUCUCUUACGACGAGAGGAGACACUGGCGCCAUCUAUUGGGUAACAGUGGAAACUUGGCGGUCCCACAUAUUUUCUAUUUCUCUCGCGCUUCAUCCUUUUCUUGUUGACUUGAAAAACUUUUGUCAACGUUAUAAACAACCAUUUCUCAUAGGUGUUAAGCACAUUUGACUUCGAAAACCCCACAAAACCUUUGCUCUAGUGAAAUGCAGUUCCAGGGUCACCGCAUAGAUGGCGCCAGCGUGUUCUCUCGUCCUACGAAGUUUUAAGAGGUUUCAAGGCACUCGGCUCUGAACGGGCCUUUAGAGCAAACUAAUUUACCUGUGCACACCAAGGAGCAAAGCAAUGCUGUAUGCAUAUGUGGUCACCGUCUUCAAGAAGCUGGUGAAACUGUCUGAAGCCGUCUGUUCAGUGAUGUUCUUGCAGCAUUUUUGAGGUGUGAGACUCCAAUGUGGCAACUUAUGCAACAUGGUCUUCGUGAAUGAACAGUCUUAUUCCCUAGGGUGUCGUAGUUUUACCCGUUUUUUGUCAUGAUCUUGAUACGAUUGUGGAGUGGUCUUGAGAUAAUUUUGUCAUUUUCCUGUCAAGGUCUGAAGGGGUUGCAUUCUUGCACGUUGGAUUUCACCUUAAUCUUGUGGCAACCUUGCAGUAAUUUAUUCACAAUCAUACCAUCCAAAAGUUACCUCAGUUUAUUGCCAGCAAAAUUCAUCAAGCUCAUCGAAAAGUUGAUAAAUACAGCAACAUCAGCACAAUGAAGUUUGUUGCAUGAGUGGUAGAGCAACGAAAACUCUUAAUUUACAGUAAGCACACUUGUACACUUGUACCUCAUUUGAGUUUGACGUCACCUCAGUUCCUGUCAUGUUUGCCCUUAACUGAAUUGAUUUCGAAGUAUUUUCCACUUUCAACUUGUAUGCUGUUUGAAAUCUUAUGAGCAUAAUAAGUAUUCAGAGCAAUUAACUUGCAGACCUUUUAUAUGUGAGUCAAUUGAUUUCUACCAUUCCCUUAGCAGAUCAGGGGUGUACUUCGGUUUUCUAAAGACUAAAACCCAAUUCUUAGUUAUAAAUUGAAGAAAUUUCAUGAAUAAGUGGCACUUAUUCUUGGACUCGUCGUCGAUAUGUCUCUUUUGUCACUGUGUUCGUCAAAGGAAUGUAAAAGCAAGAGCAUGUUCUAUUUGCCUUCCUCUCAAGUCUAGUCCCUUGUACAGAAACACCAGUAUACAGUGUCUUAGGAUGGAAGCACAAUUGCCAGAAGCCAUGUUGGUUUGAAGAUUAUCAAUCUGAGCAAAACAAACUUUUUUGGGGGGGUUGUUACUGUUGCUGUAUGCUUGUUAGAUACUAUGGCAUCGAACAUUGCAGCUUAGUUUAGCUCUAGCUUGCCUGACUACAAUCAGAAACCUAGCGCAGUACAGUGAAAUUGUCAUAUUAAAUAAUUACUUGGAGCUUUACAUACCUUGCUAUUCAACUGCUAGGAGGCAACAGUAGCAAAUAUUUUACUCGUUUGCAGUUGUAGUGGGAUACCACUGACCUUGUUUGAGUAUCUGAUAGAUGGAACCACAAAUUAUGAAAACUAUCAAUGUCUGGGAACGGACAUAAAGUGUCCUUCACUCGUCUCAUCUUCGUCGGGGCGCUUUGACGUCGUUAAGCAUGAAACAAGCACAUGCUGAUAUGCACCAUAGGAGAGGACAAGCCGAUGCUGAGCUAGGAUGUUGAAAAACAAUGUUAGCUCUAAUGUGCAGCUUUUUUCAAAACGUCGGCAGCUUGAGGUGUUGUCCAGCUGGCCAGUUCGCACGAGAAGAAUGCUAGGUUACGUAGCUGUUCAUAUCAGCACUACGCUCUACACUGCAUUUCACUGUAAGAUGUACUGCGGCAAAAACUGCAAGCGUGAACUCCUUGCUGGAGGAAAUACCUCAGCCGCAAGAACUCUCGUGUCGAAGCACUCAUUAGUUUCUCUACACCAUCCCCGAAGCGGGUGAUAUGUUCACCCAUGACCUGUGUUUACCCUAGGACUUUGCGGAGUGCCGACGUUGUGCGAAUUUUGGGGUACACACAUUUCUGGUUUAGGAGCUUUAGGGGCUGCAAGCAUUGCAGCUCAUACCCCGAAUCUACCAUUCUUUUUGUUACCAACUGAAAUAAAGAUUCCAGACAUCA